Molecule: messenger RNA, 1518 nt
Organism: Pieris macdunnoughi
Lineage: Eukaryota; Metazoa; Arthropoda; Insecta; Lepidoptera; Pieridae
Source: the annotation of a GenBank genome assembly
AUGAUUGUCUACUUAUUGAUACUAGUGGGUACGCUAUGGUUUGUCUUCUUUCAAAUAAAGAGGAGGCGGAUGAAGAAAUUGGCCUCCCUUAUACCGGGGCCAAAAGAAGAAUUACCACUUAUCGGCGUGGCCCAUUAUUUUCUAGGCAAUACUGAGGAUAUUAUGAAGAGUUUACAGUAUUUCAGCUAUUCUACUAUGAAUCAGGGUGGAAUAAUGCGAGGAUGGCUUGGCCACAUUUUAUAUUUCUUGCUCAUUGAUCCGGUGGAUUUAGAAAUGGUAUUAAAAACGUGUAUGGAAAAGGAUGAUCUGCACAGGUUCAUUCGAAAUGUUAUUGGCAAUGGCGGGAUUUUCGCUCCAGUAUCUAUAUGGCGAAGGCGAAGAAAAAUCUUGUUACCAGCGUUUAGCCCAAAGAUAGUGGAGACGUUUGUCGAAGUAUUUUCAGAGCAGGCAGAAAAACUGGGAAACGUUUUAUCAAACGCAGCUGGCAAAGGGCAAUUUAGCUUGUGGCCCUAUUUAUCAUCGUAUACUCUUGAUUCAGUUUGUGAAACCGCUAUGGGUGUAAAAAUGGGAGCUCAGGAAAAUCCGGAUUCACCAUUCCUUUCGCGUAUGAACACACUCCUAAACGUGGUCUGUGAGAGGAUUUUCCAUCUCUGGCUGCAGCCGGACUGGGUUUUCAAUCUUUUUCCUCAAUCCACAGUGCAGAAAGAUUGCAUAGAUGUGCUGUACGGAUUUACUGAUGAAGUAAUUCAAAAGAAACGAAUAGAAUUGAGAGACGAAAAAAAUUCAAAACCAGAAGCUGAUACACAUUACCUUUUGGACGAUUACAGACGAAAGAGUUUCUUGGAUCUACUAAUAUCGUUGUCUGGAGGAGAAAGAGGUUACAGUAAUGUGGAGCUCCGUGAGGAAGUUCUUACCCUAACGGUAGCUGGUACAGAUACUUCAGCAGUAGCAAUAGGCAACACGCUUAAACUCCUGGCCAAGUAUCCCAAAAUACAAGAAAAGUUGUAUGACGAGGUCAAGGAAGUAUUCGGUGAUUCCGACAGACCUUUAGUCAAGGAAGAUUUGAAUAAAUUAAAGUUUUUAGAACGAGUCGUGAAAGAGUCACUAAGGUUGUUCCCACCGGUGCCUUUUAUCAUAAGAAAAGUCCUGACGGAUACGAAAUUGCCGUCAGGAAAUAUCUUGCCAGGUGGUUCAGGCGUGGUAGUAUCAAUUUGGGGACUUCACAGAGACCCUAAAUAUUGGGGGCCUGAUGCUGAGAAUUUCGACCCAGAUCGAUUUUUACCUGAACGAUAUAGUAUUCAAAACUCCUGUAGUUUCAUGCCUUUUAGUAGUGGACCGAGAAACUGUUUAGGAUAUCAGUACGCGUUGAUGUCAAUUAAAACAGCUAUAACCGGUGUGGUGAGAAAAUACCGGAUUAUUGGUGAGGAGGAAACCAGCCCUGCACCAAGUAUGAGAGUGAAACUCGAUAUCAUGAUGAAGGCUGUUGAUGGGUACCAAAUGGGAUUGGAAAAACGUUGA